Kwoniella shivajii is the source of this 651-nucleotide messenger RNA. RefSeq lists its product as uncharacterized. Lineage: Eukaryota; Fungi; Basidiomycota; Tremellomycetes; Tremellales; Cryptococcaceae. Bases 1 to 651 code for a protein of 216 amino acids. Gene Ontology annotation, molecular function: acyltransferase activity, transferring groups other than amino-acyl groups. The record is from RefSeq and is a predicted model, not a curated record. Gene Ontology annotation, cellular component: nucleus. The transcript is spliced from 5 exons.
AUGUCAGCAUACGGAGCUAUAGCUGCUCCUGCUACGAAAGGUUCAUUGGAAAUUCGAUCAUAUCCUCUACCUGUUGAUGGAUUGAUACUAGUUACCUAUCCUAUAACGGGUGCUGAUGCACCUAAGGAAGUGAUAGAGUAUUUAUAUGGAAUAUUCGAGGCCGAAUUAGAGGGAGGUAAAACAUAUCCACAAGAAGGUCCAUUAUCUUUAGAAGCAUAUACAGCUUAUUUCUUCGGAUCAACAACGAUAGUUGGUGUGGUCCAAUCAUCCUCUGAGGAAAUAAAGGAUAGUCUAGGUAAAGCUUUAGAAGGUAAGAAAUUGGAUGAUGCUUUAGGUGGAUGUUAUUAUAUUAAACCAAACUAUCCAGGAAGAAGUAGUCAUAACGGGGGAUUCAUCGUAGCUCCAACACAGAGAGGGAGAAAGAUAGGAUUGAAUUUAGGUAGAUCAUAUUUACAAUAUGCGCCUGAAUUAGGAUAUAAAGGUAGUGUAUUCAACUUGGUUUACAAGAAUAACGCCGCUUCAUUAGCUAUAUGGGAUCAACUCGGAUUUCAAAGAGCAGGAUUGAUUCCCAAUGCAGGUAGAUUAAGGACAGGUCCAAAUGGAACUGAAGAAUAUGUUGAUGCCGUCGUAUUCUUCAAAUCGUUUGUAUAG